GCUUAAGAUAAUCGGGCGAUGUCUGUCCGUGAUCGGAAGGGGGAAAAUCGGGGCAAAAUCAGCCCGAUUAUCUUUAUGUGUGUGGCAGGCUUUAGGUGAUCCUAACUGUUCUUUCAAUCCGAUUUUUCGAUCGGCAAUCGUCAGGUGAUGUCUGGUUCUGCACAUAAUGCGCACGAGAUUGAUAUAAGGCUUAAUAAUAACGGCAAUAAUAACGGCAAGCUUCUUCUAGCAGUAGUACGGUCAUGGCGGGGAUUGCUACGGAAAACAAGAAGAGGAGGGGUUUUAACUUUACAAACGACGAGAUGGAGGCAUUAGUUCAGGCGGUGGACGAAAGGAAAAGUAUUUUAUUCGGCAAAUUUUCCCCAAAUGUAACGUCGCGGAUCAAAGCAAACGAAUGGCAAGAGGUGUCGGACGCUGUCUCAGCGGUUUGUGGGGUACUGAGGACGGUGGACGGCGUAAAGAAAAAGUGGUCGACCAUAGCGAGUGACGCCAAGACCAGAGGGACGCUACAGAAGAGGGACCAGGCAAAGACGGGGGCUGGUAUGCCAGAAGUGAAGCCUAUAACCAUGCUAGAGGAGAAGAUCCUGGCCACCAUGGGUCAAGUUUACACCCAAGGCAUUUCAACCGGCACAGAGGUUGGCCUGCCUGAGGAGAUCCUUGAGAACGUCAGUGCCGAGGUGUCUGAUUCAACUGAGGUCAUACUGACGUUGAUGGAAGCAGAGUGUGACAGCAGGACUCUGCCAACAGCAAUAGUUAUCCCAUCACCUGCUAAAAAGAAGAAACACAUUAGCCUACAAGAGGAGCUUCUGGAGUUGGAGAAGGAGAAGCUGUUGGUGAUGAGAGAGACACUAAAUGUUGAGAAGGAGACACUGAAAUUGGAUAAAGAAAAAUUUGAAUUCAUGAAGCAGUAUUUUAUUUACAACGGGAACAAUAUUGUGAAUUUAUUUGAACAAUGAAAUGAAAUAAUUUGUACACUUAUUUAAAUUUGAUUGAGUUAAACUGUUAAUUUAUUUUUUAUAUUGUUGAAUUAAAUAUUUUACAUCAAA
Gadus morhua (Atlantic cod) is the source of this 1046-nucleotide messenger RNA. RefSeq lists its product as uncharacterized. Gene Ontology annotation, cellular component: nucleus. The transcript is spliced from 3 exons. The record is from RefSeq and is a predicted model, not a curated record. Bases 243 to 956 code for a protein of 237 amino acids. NCBI's taxonomy places the organism in Eukaryota, Metazoa, Chordata, Actinopteri, Gadiformes, Gadidae.